This is a messenger RNA of Tetranychus urticae (two-spotted spider mite), 3961 nucleotides long. It is a transcript of the gene Kap3, whose product is annotated as kinesin associated protein 3. The record is from RefSeq and is a predicted model, not a curated record. Gene Ontology annotation, molecular function: kinesin binding. Gene Ontology annotation, biological process: microtubule-based movement; cilium organization. Gene Ontology annotation, cellular component: ciliary transition zone; axoneme; kinesin II complex. Lineage: Eukaryota; Metazoa; Arthropoda; Arachnida; Trombidiformes; Tetranychidae.
GGAAGGAUUUAGUUGAUUAAACAUGUAAACCAUUUAAGGUCAACAAAGCCAAAUUUAAACCAGGAAGGAAAGUCGAAAGGACCAAGACAUAGAUGGGAGGUGGAUCAAUAAAAGAAAGAGAGAAAUGUUACCUUCUUUUCACUCUUCUUCUUUGUCAGAAGAGACAGAUUUUCUUCCAGGUUUAUCCAUGGUUACGCGAGUCUCGGUUUGUUACAACUAUUUAACAACACAAGAAAAUAUACCAAAAUCGGACCAUCUUUAUCAUGAUUAUUAUGACGAUGUUAAUGUAAAUAGCUAUCAAAUAUGUGUGUUUAUCAUCUCAUCCCUUUCCAGUUUAUUUAUAUAACUGUGUUCAAUCUUUCGAUGAUAUCUUAAUUAUGUGGCAAGUUAGAAAUGUUGGUUAUCAUCAAACCAGUGGAAGCUAUUAUAAAUUUACGAGAUUGUCUCUAAUUGAAUCUGCAAAAAUUCAUUUGGUCGGUUCAAGAGGAGGAAAACGUGAAAAACAUUACCUGUGUAUGUGAAUCAAAAACCUUCAACAUUUUUAUAGACCCUGAAAGUAAUCAUUAAACAAAGCCGGGACUUCUCUUUACAUCAAUUGAUAAUUAACUGGCGCAAUCAUUAAGGUGUCUAGAUUAUGGACAAUAUUCCAGUUUUAUAUUCAACUAAUGUGAAAAAUAUGUCUUCUAGUCAAUUUAUUGAACAGACUUUUAGCGAGUCUUGAACACAUCUAAUUGAAGCGACUAACAAAUGUAUUGAAUAUUAUUUAGUCAUGGAUGAUUUUGGCAAUAAUAAUCUGCAAAGAAAUAUUCAACUCAAGAAUAUUGAAGUCCAUCCAACGGAGCAAACCUUGAUAUUAAAUUGUGAACUUGAACCUUCUUUGAGAAUAGGUUCUUCUGAGAAUAAUUUUCUUGAGACAAAUCGUGAAUUCCAGCGUUAUAUUAGAUUGAAAUCAUUGGAAGAGACUAGUGAUGUUGAUUCAAUUGUAUCCCAGGUGAUUGCCAAAUCAAAAGGUUUAUUAACCAUAUCCCAUAGAGAUGAAAUAAAACAGCUAAUAAUUUAUCUGAAAAAUCGUUCCAUCCAAUCAACCGUCCGAGCAACAGCCACUGGAGCAACCUUUGACUCUUUUCGCCCUAAAACAGCUGGAGCUCGCUUGGCCGAUUCUAACCAAUCCUUUAAUAGCUAUAAUGUCGAUAAUAACCAACAGCCUACUAGAUUAAAAUCAUCAACCUCAGUCAAUUCGUUUUCCAGUAACGGAAUUGACAAGAAUAUUGGCAACCGAGUUGGUGACUCAUUAAAUAUAGAAUCGAUAUUUGGAGACAUCAAAAGAUUAAUAAACAGAGUUCUGCCAGAUGAGAGUCAAAACAAUGGAAUCACGUUGAGCGCGGUUGAUGAUUAUAUGCAACUUUUGUAUGAAAAUUAUUCUGAAAAGAUAAGAGGUGCUUCAGCGAUUUACCAAUUGACCCUUAACCAUGAGAAUCUACUUCCCCUGUCAACCAACGAGCCUCUCAAUUGUGCUCUUUCUCGAGUUUUAAGAGAAGAUGGAAGAAAAAAUCUUGAUCUAGGAAUCAUUUUGACUGGUAUAUUUGCCAAUUUUUCCGUUUAUCGUCAAUUUCACCCCAUGAUCAAACAUUUCCAACUCGGUGGUCUUUGCUUAGAAAAUAUUCAAGCAGAAUUGGAACGAGAAGAAUCAUUGUUUACUGAUCUGGCCGAUAUCCAAGCAGCGAUGAAAGCCGAAUCUCAAAGUUUGUCAAACUCAAGCUCUUUACAUUCAUCGCUAAGCUAUUCUCAUUUAUCAACCUUGUCAGCUUCAAGUGUUCCAGGAUCUCGAAUGUCUUCUGCCGUGCUAUCCAGCGAAUAUGAAAGAACCUUAAGAAAAUACCAAAGUCUAGUCAUCAAACAAAAUCUUUUUCUUCGAGCAGCAUACACAGUUUUACUGCAUCUGUCGGAGGAUCGUAAGAAAGAAAUCAAAAUGGUCAACAAAGGGAUUAUCGAAUGCUUGAUUAAGACACUUGACCGAGAAAAUUGGCUUCAAUUACUGUAUUUGGCAAUUUACUUUCUUAAACGUCUAUCUGUUUAUGGUGAAAAUAAAGAUGCCAUGAUUUCAAUGGGAAUUAUUGAUAAGAUAUCGGCAAUUUUGAAUAAUCAAGUUGCAUCAUCAUCGAUUGGUCAUCUUGUCAAUACUCUUGAAUUGGUUCACAAUCUCUCAUUCGAUACAAAUUUCAGAUCUUUAAUGGUACAACGCAAUCUAGUCUCUAAAAUUAUCUCAUUUCUUCAUAAAAUGACCAAGUCAUCACAGUCAUCCUCAAUGGUUUCAUUAUCUGAGAGUAAUCCAACGUCAACUCAUAACCUUAUCAAUGGUUCAAGUGCAAAACAAGUUAAUCCAAACUUCAUUCUUGACAAAUUAAUCUAUCAAAUAGUUUAUUUAUUUACAAUUGAAAGUAAGCACAGAGUACUGGUAACUCUUUCCCUGGGCCCGGAUCAGAUUCACUCGUUAACCAAUCGAGCAAUCAAAUGCUUGAAUGACUCUAAACUAUCUUAUCCAUCAACUGAGUUAAUGAGCUUGCUUAUUAAUCUAUCCACCAAUCGAAGAAAUGCCCAGUUAAUUUGUGAUAAAGAAAGACUCAAAUGCUUAUUAAACCACAUUGUUGCCGUCUUAUCCAACAAGAUGUCUAUAACUCAAACCGAUAUAAUGGUGCUAAAACUAGUCCGCAAUUUAUCUCAACAUGAAGAUUCUUAUAAAAUGAAUUUUCUUGAUUACAUUGAAACUCUAGUCUCUUUAUUAGUUGCUCGCCCUCCUCAAUCCAUUGAUUUAAAUACUGAAAUAUUAAUGACCCAAGGUCAUAAUCAAAAUCUGACUAAUGGAAACGAAUCAAAUUGGGAUUCAAUGGUUUCCAUUGAAAUACUUGGUAUCCUCUGUAAUAUGAUUAAUCUUCCUGGUGUUGAUUGGUUGACUCUUGCAAGCUCAAAGGGUUUAUUUAAAUGGCUGUCGACUGUUUUAUCUGCCAAUGACCAUACCUAUGAAGAUGAUUUAAUUCUUGAAUGUAUUUUGGUAAUCUCGUGUAUAGCUAAUUGUCGUGAUGCUUGCUUAUAUGCUCUCAACUGUGAUUGUCUCAAACUAUUAAUUAACCAACUUAAUGCUAAGCAAGAAGAAGAUGAAAUUGUUCUUCAAAUUAUUUUUAUUUUUCAUCUUAUGCUUCGUGAAUCUGAUGUUCGUAAGAUCAUUCUUGCUCCUGAAACUCAAGUGAUGGCCUACCUGUUUGAUUUGAUGAAUGACAAAAAUCCAGAGAUUCGUAAACUGUGUAAAUCUAGUUUAAAUGUUAUCUUUGAAUUUGAAGAUGAACUCAAGGAUAAGAUCAGGGAAGAGAGUUUUAAGAUCUACAAUAAACAAUGGCUUGAGAUGAUUCUAUCAAGACAAGAAAAUGGUAUUGGAUUUGGAAAUGAAAAGCGUCGAUUGACUAAUGGAAGUUCAAGUGGCAGCAAUAUUACCAAUAACAACAAUAUAAUCGGCGUUCCUGGAGCGAACGAUAAUGAAAUGCAGGAUGAAUAUGAAAACUAUCAUCUAAAAAAUAACGAUACUGAUGAAGAUAUUAUGGGAAUCAACUAUAAUAAUUUGUUACUCCAUACAGAUGUACUUUCCGAUUCCCCUCCUUCAUCAGGACCCAUGACUGAUGAUCAAGAGGCAUCUUCACUGUCAAUGAAUGAAUCAAUCAAUCGUUCAUCAUUAAAUUCACGACCACAAACUGGAUAUAAAAAACGAGGAACUGGACGAACAGUCAAAUCCAGUUUACGAAAUGACUCGAGAACACUUAACAAAGCUAAAAGUUCUAAUAACAUUCUGCAUUUAUAAUUUACCCUUAGAAAUUUAGUUCAAAAUAUUUAAUUGAGAGUUUCAAACUGAUUGUCAAUACAUGGUUUAAAAAUAAUAAAUCAAAAAUGUAAUUAAGGAUAAAUGUUACAAUCA